Messenger RNA from Musa acuminata AAA Group (dessert banana), 348 nucleotides. Its product is annotated as inactive protein FON2 SPARE1-like. The transcript has a single exon. Lineage: Eukaryota; Viridiplantae; Streptophyta; Magnoliopsida; Zingiberales; Musaceae. The coding region runs from base 1 to 348 and encodes 115 amino acids. The record is from RefSeq and is a predicted model, not a curated record.
AUGUGGAGUUCCUCCUUUUCGCCUGCAAUGCUUUGGGCCCUCAUCUUGGCUGUCAUCUUCCUGUCACCGGCUUCCAGGAGCUCUCUCUCCCAGGCGACCUCGGAUGAAGCUUUCCCGGCCUAUCAUUGCGACCGCCACCACCACCGCUUCCUCCACCACGGUCACCACCGCCGCCUCGACCAGUACUAUCGUGAUCGGGCUGUGCAUGGGCUACCUUCCUGGUGCCGCCGACGUCGGCCAGGCCAGCUUCAGCCUCCUCCGCAGCCGCCGGUCAGGAAUGAGAUCGAUCCAAGAUACGGCGUCGAGAAGCGGCUCGUACCGACCGGGCCGAAUCCUCUCCACAACUGA